AUGUUAACUGGUUUGAGCGUUCCUGGCUUUCCAAUGUUUAAUGGUUUGAGCGGUCUUGGCUUUCCAAUGUUUACUGGUUUGAGCGGUCCUGGCUUUCCAAUGUUAACUGGUUUGAGCGGUCCUGGCUUUCCAAUGUUUACUGGUUUUAACGUUCCUGGCUAUCCAAUGUUUACUGGUUUGAGCAGUCCGGGCUUUCCAAUGUUAACUGGUUUGAGCAUUCCUGGCUUUCCAAUGUUUAAUGGUUUGAGCGGUCUUGGCUUUCCAAUGUUUACUGGUUUGAGCGGUCCUGGCUUUCCAAUGUUUACUGGUUUGAGCGGUCCUGGCUUUCCAAUGUUUACUGGUUUUAGCGUUCCUGGCUAUCCAAUGUUUACUGGUUUGAGCGGUCCUGGCUUUCCAAUGUUUACUGGUUUGAUCGUUCCUGGCUCUCCAAUGUUUACUGGUUUGAGAAGUCCUGGCUUUCCAAUGUUUACUGGUUUGAGUGUUCCUGGCUUUCCAAUGUUUACUGGUUUGAGCGUUCCUGGCUUUCCAAUGUUUACUGGUUUGAGGGUUCCUGGAUUUCCAAUGUUUACUGCUUUGAGCGUUCCUGGCUUUCCAAUGUUUACUGGUUUGAGCGGUCCUGGCUUUCCAAUGUUUACUGGUUUGAGGGUUCCUGGCUUUCCAAUGUUUACUGGUUUGAGCGUUCCUGGCUUUCCAAUGUUUACUGGUUUGAGCGGUCCUGGCUUUCCAAUGUUUACUGGUUUGAGCGGUCCUGGCUUUCCAAUGUUUACUGGUUUGAGCGUUUCUGGCUUUCCAAUGUUUACUGUUUUGAGCGUUCCUGGCUUUCCAAUGUUUACUGGUUUGAGCGUUGCAGGCUCUCCAAUGUUUACUGGUUUGAGCGUUCCUGGCUCUCCAAUGUUUACUGGUGUGAGCGUUCCUAGCUUUCCAAUGUUUACUGGUUUGAGCGUUCCUGGCUUUCCAAUGUUUACUGGUUUGAGGGUUCCUAGCUUUCCAAUGUUUACUGGUUUGAGGGUUCCUGGCUUUCCAAUGUUUACUGGUUUGAGCGUUCCUGGCUUUCCAAUGUUUACUGGUUUGAGGGUUCCUGGCUUUCCAAUGUUUACUGGUGUGAGCGUUCCUAGCUUUCCAAUGUUUACUGGUUUGAGCGUUCCUGGCUCUCCAAUGUUUACUGGUUUGAGGGUUCCUGGCUCUCCAAUGUUUACUGGUGUGAGCGUUCCUAGCUUUCCAAUGUUUACUGGUUUGAGAGUUCCUGGCUCUCCAAUGUUUACUGGUGUGAGCGUUCCUAGCUUUCCAAUGUUAACUGGUUUGAGGGUUCCUGGCUUUCCAAUGUUUGCUGGUUUUAGCGUUCCUGGCUUUCCAAUGUUUACUGGUUUGAGCGUUCCUGAGGAAGGUAAAUCCAGAAAAACUUCGGACUAA
Mytilus californianus (California mussel) is the source of this 1410-nucleotide messenger RNA. Its product is annotated as collagen alpha-5(IV) chain-like. Bases 1 to 1410 code for a protein of 469 amino acids. The transcript has a single exon. The record is from RefSeq and is a predicted model, not a curated record. Lineage: Eukaryota; Metazoa; Mollusca; Bivalvia; Mytilida; Mytilidae.